Molecule: messenger RNA, 1110 nt
Organism: Dioscorea cayenensis subsp. rotundata (Guinea yam)
Lineage: Eukaryota; Viridiplantae; Streptophyta; Magnoliopsida; Dioscoreales; Dioscoreaceae
Product: ADP,ATP carrier protein ER-ANT1
Exons: 3
Coding region: 32-1006 (324 amino acids)
Biological process (GO): mitochondrial ADP transmembrane transport; mitochondrial ATP transmembrane transport
Cellular component (GO): mitochondrial inner membrane
Molecular function (GO): ATP:ADP antiporter activity
Source: RefSeq, a predicted model, not a curated record
GAAGCUCGUGUUUCCAACCUCAUCCCUCCCGAUGGGAUCACCAACCACCGCAGAGAUGCCGGCCAUGCCUUCUACGGCGGCGAGAAGGAUGCCGGCGGACUUCGCAAUGGGCGGGGUAGCAGCCGUGGUGGCGAAGAGCGUAGCAGCGCCGGUGGAGAGGAUGAAGCUCUUGCUCCAGAACCAGCAGGAGAUGCUCAACAGGGGGUAUCUCGCCAAACCCUACAAAGGUAUUGGGGAUUGCUCUAGAAGAGUACUCUACGAGGAGGGCGUUCUUGCGUUCUGGCGUGGCAAUCAAGCCAAUGUUAUUCGGUAUUUUCCAACCCAGGCCUUCAACUUUGCAUUCAAAGGCUACUUCCAGAGUAUAUAUGGCCGCUCAAAGGAGAAAGACGGGUAUCUUAGAUGGUUCAUUGGGAAUGUUGCUUCUGGUAGUGCUGCUGGAGCAACUACUUCAUUAUUUCUGUAUCAUUUGGACUUUGUGCGCACCCGGUUAGGCACGGAUGCGAUUGAAUGCCAAGCUAACAUUCAACGGCAAUAUAAAGGCCUAUUUGAUGUUUACCAGAAGACCCUGUCAACUGAUGGUGUAGCUGGCUUAUACCGAGGAUUUGGGGUUUCUAUAACUGGUAUUACUUUGUACAGAGGUCUUUAUUUUGGCAUCUAUGAUACUAUGAAGCCUAUUGUUCUCGUAGGACCACUGCAGGGUAAUUUUCUGGCAAGUUUUCUGUUGGGAUGGAGUGUGACAACAUUUUCUGGAAUCUGCGCAUAUCCCUUUGAUACAUUGCGCAGAAGACUCAUGCUUACUUCAGGACAUCCAUCCAAGUACAAAAGCGCCAUAGAUGCCUUCCGACAUAUAGUUCGUCACGAGGGAUUCUUCGCACUCUAUAGAGGAGUUGGUGCCAAUAUGCUGUCAGGAAUGGCAGGGGCCGGAGUUCUUGCAGGGUAUGAUCAAUUGCAUAGAUUUGCAUCAAGACAAGGUUACAGUUUCGGGUACAAAAUGCCGGAGAGCUAGGCGAUGACGUGUUUAAUUUUUCUGUUGUACAUAAACGAUUCUUUUCUCAGGUCAAGCAAAACAGAGCUUGAUUACCAGUAUAGACAACUUGUGCAUACCGAUUU